Dicentrarchus labrax (European seabass) is the source of this 2178-nucleotide messenger RNA. It is a transcript of the gene plp1a, whose product is annotated as proteolipid protein 1a. Bases 113 to 850 code for a protein of 245 amino acids. The transcript has 7 exons. Lineage: Eukaryota; Metazoa; Chordata; Actinopteri; Moronidae. Gene Ontology annotation, molecular function: structural constituent of myelin sheath. The record is from RefSeq and is a predicted model, not a curated record. Gene Ontology annotation, biological process: central nervous system myelination; axon development. Gene Ontology annotation, cellular component: plasma membrane; myelin sheath.
GAGUUGAGAUUGAUAUACGGGGGCCGAAGACAAGUUGCGCAUAUCAUCAGCGGACCAGCUGCAGUGCAGGCAGCAGCAGUAGCCAACAAGUCCUGAACGCAUCCUUCCAGACAUGGGUUGCUAUGACUGCUGUAUGCGCUGUUUGGGUGGGGUGCCGUACUGCUCCCUGGUUGCCACACUGCUGUGUUUCUCUGGCAUUGCCCUCUUUUGCGGUUGUGGGCACCAGGCACUCACAGAGACAGAGAGACUCAUCGAGAAUUACUUUGCCCGUAACCUUCAGGACUACAUCACCCUCGCCUACAUCAUUCAAUAUUUCCAAUAUGUCAUCUAUGGUUUGGCCUCCUUUUUCUUCCUCUACUGCAUCGUGCUGUUGGCGGAGGGUUUCUAUACCACAAGCGUUGCCAAGCAAACCUUUGGAGAGUUCAGGAGCACCAUGUGUGGCCGCUGCCUCAGCUCCUCGUUUAUAGUGAUGACUUAUGUACUAGCUGUGCUGUGGCUGUUGGUGUUUGCCUUCUCGGCCCUGCCUGUCUACUUCUUCUACAACAUGGACGCCACCUGCCACACCAUUGAUGUUCUGACUGAGACCCCAGCGAGUAUCAACCAGCUGUGUGUUGAUGCCAGGCAAUACGGGCUCCUGCCAUGGAAUGCAGUGCCAGGGAAAGCUUGUGGUAUAACUCUGUCCACUGUUUGCAAGACCAGAGAGUUCCGAAUGACCUAUGACCUCUACAUUGCUGCCUUCGCCGGUGCGGGCAUCACUCUCUUGGCUCUGCUGACCUAUACUGUGUCAACCACCUAUAACUUUGCGGUUCUACGGUAUCUGGGGAGAAAGGGCAUAGGUGCACGGUGUUAGGCUCCCCAACUUCCUCUCUGCUCUAUCACUACUUCACCACCAACAACAUGAGGAUCUAAAGGGAUGGCAACAACUCUCCUUCUACAUCAUCUGCACAGAAACCACCUGUGAUCACGGACUCUUAGGUGUUGUCUUAUACAUUAUAUGUCCUAUAUUUUUACUUUUCUUAUUGGGAGGAAUGUUAUUUUGGUUUUUCCUUUUCCUUUUGUUUUUUUUAUAUGCGUGAGGUUUGCUUGCUGCUUUUACAUGCAGCAAGUCUUAUUUCAGUAUUUUCAAUGCCAUGUCACCAAAAUAUUUGUAAAUUAUUGCUCUUGUUACUUGCCAGUCUAAAAUUAAUUUUGGUUCCCAUGCACUCAAAAAUACAAAUAAAACACAACUAAUAAAUUAACAUAUGUAAGAAAUAACCACCAAUUUGCAACAUAUGUGCAGCUAGAAUGCAGCUGUUACACAGAAUAGGGAUUAUAGGUUACCAUGGUUACCAUCCCGCACAUCUGGUUGCCAUGGUGGCAGACAAGCACGCAUCUGCAGUCUCACACUGACCUCAGGACUUUUCUCACGGGCUCGAGAAAGGCCUCAACAAUGGAGUCAUGCCCGAUUUUAAAAGCUAGCCAAUGAGGACCCAGUUGUGGGGGCCACCUGCGCUACGAGUCUCUGUCAAGGGUUAUAUUACAUGUCAAAGGAGGGGGUCCUCCAGACAAAGAGAGGGUUAGACCUCUCUAAAGCAUCAAUGCAGCUCUCCUGAGACGGCAACCACACACAAACAACUCCAUCUGCAUGCUGCUGCAUGACCCCCACCUCCCCUCUAAAUAAUGGAAAUGAUGGAUUCAGAAUGAGGGGACUGAAGGAAUUUUAGAUUAUUUUGAAUAGUUUCUUUCUGACAAAGGGACAUACUUGUUUAGUUUGAUCUAGAAGGGUCUGAAAUGUUCUCAUAAUUUUGAGACUGCAAAAGCACUAGGUGCUAACUUAUCGCAUGACCUCAAGUUAUUUGACCUAAAACACAUUGUUGAGGUGCGAGUCCCCCCCCCCCGCUGUUAAUGCAUGACUGAGGUACUUUUAUAGAGAUAGGACAGCUUUGUUUUGUCUCUAAUUCUUUAGGAAUUUUGUUAUUGUAGUUAUUGUAUAACAUGUUUACUUAUUGUAGCUCAAUUUACUACUGCUUUUACACUUUGGGUAUUACUAACAAAACCUUUUGCAACAUAAUAAGUAGAUUAUUCUAUUUGGUGGAAGCUUUACCCAGCUGUGAGUGGUGGAUUUGUCCAGUGGCCACUGGCUGUUUGAUUUUUUUGUGUGUGUUGGUAAAAUUUGAUAAUAAAAGAAUAUUCUUUGAA